GCAUACAUCGGCAAUGACUUUCCUUCAAAUUACGACAUUCACGUCGGAUUUGUCACCAUGGACUUCACUGAAACAGUGAGAUACGCAUUGGACGAACCUGCAUCGGCCGCCGAAUGGGCACUGCUGCAAAUGAUACCAACACAUCAAGGCUACGUCCGCCUAGGGCCUGAGAAGCGCCGCUUCGCCAUCAGCAUGUUCCACUCCAUGCAUUGCAUGGACUUGAUUCGCAGGGCACUGCUUGACUAUGACAACAUUCAAGCUUCUCCAUUGCACGUCCAGCACUGCAUCAACUACAUCCGCCAAUCGUUAUUGUGCAACGCCGACGCAAUGCUGGAGCCUGGUGAUUUUCUGGAAUGGAAUAUUACUCUCAGGGAUGGAGACAGCAGACAUUCCCGACAGUGUCGUGAUUGGAGUGAAGUAUAUCGGAAGGUGGAUGCAAAUUAUAGGCAGUGGGGAAGUUGGACAGAAGCGCAUGGUGUAUAA
This is a messenger RNA of Punctularia strigosozonata HHB-11173 SS5, 483 nucleotides long. RefSeq lists its product as uncharacterized. Gene Ontology annotation, biological process: mycotoxin biosynthetic process. The record is from RefSeq and is a predicted model, not a curated record. Lineage: Eukaryota; Fungi; Basidiomycota; Agaricomycetes; Corticiales; Punctulariaceae. The annotation marks the transcript as partial. The transcript has a single exon.